AUGGGAGCCCAAUCGUUACCAAAGCGCAAAAGAAUACCUCUGUUCCACAAACCCCACUAUAAUACCGAUACCUCACCCUUUCCCCCACAGACUCGUCCCUUCUCUUCCUACCCCGGAUAUUCCCCUCCUCCCCGGUGGCCCACCAUGAAGCCAACAGACAAACACUUCCGCUGUAAUAUCUGUCAGCGUGGAUUUACGCGCAUUGAUCACCUUAAGCGCCACCAUUUGCGCCAUUCUGGCCAGAAACCCUAUUCCUGCGUGUUCUGCAAUGACUCGUUCGCGCGCUGUGACAAUCUGCGUGACCAUUAUACCCAUUGCUCCAAGCGCGGGGAUCGUGAAAUUCCUGAGACGGGCCAGAGGGGUAGGCGGCGACAUGCCUGUCAAUCGUGUACCGCGAUGAAAUUGCGAUGCGAUGGACGAAGCCCUUGUGGGUCGUGUCAGAAGAGAAACUUGAUAUGCAACAGCGAGCGGACGGCAGGUCCGAGCCAGCUAGUGAUCGAAGAAGAUACACCAAGCCUCGAGUCAACACGGGUGCAAUGGAAGGCUUCUACAACCCAUGCAAUAAUAUCGGUGAGGCCCGAAGUCUCUGAGGAGCCAUCAUCCGACCGAGGAUCGAUCAAAUUCCUACUCAAUGGUGGCACCGACAGCUUUACAGAAAACUUUGGACUUCCCCCAUGCAGCGAUCGUGAUCGUGGGCGCAAUCUCAACUAUCAGAAUACAAAUGGCUUCGAGGAAUUGCAGGGCACAGGGUUUCCAUACAACAUUAAUGCCGGUCAGCCGGAAUAUGCCUCUGACUUCAUUGAUUCCGACGAUGUCGCGCCGCAAUUCUUCCAAGAUACAUUCCUGGACUUUCUCCACGGCCCAUUUGGCGAUGGACAGAAGCCUGCGGAGAAUCCUUACCAUACUGAUGAACUGGGCUACGAGUCCGUCAUCCCUACGGGGCAGCAUCCUACAACAUUACCCGAAGAUUCGCCUAUAUUUGAACCGGAGCGACCGUUCGCGAUCGCAUUAAUUCAUUCAAUAUUGAGACAAGCGUGGAAUGUCCCAGUUGAUUCCAAAGCGCACGAGGAGAUAUCUGCGAAUCUCAACUUUCUAUUAACCACCACGCGCAUACGAAAAUACAUUAUGCUCUAUUUCAAACAUUGGCAGCCCAGCUGUGCAAUGCUUCCUAUAUCCUUUGAUCCGGAGAUGGUUCCCCUCCCACUCUUAGCCGCGGUAAUAUUUAUGGGCGCAAUGUACAGUUGCGACCAGAGGGAAGUACAUGUCGCUAAGAGACUGCUGGAUUUUGCAGAGCUGUUCAUCUUUUCGAAUGAUGUGUUCUCAGCAGAGACCGAAAUCAGCGCCAUAUUCUCGGGUGGCGGCCGGUGCUAUAACGAGAAAAACAGCGAUUGGGAUUGGUUCCAGAACUUCCAGGCCGGGCUUAUCAUCACCGUUGCCCAAUACUGGGGAGGACACCGUUUGUCUCGAAAUCGCGCGAUGGAAAAUCGAUUCAGCGAGGUUGUGAAGGUUGCUCGACGAAUUGAACUUGUCAAAGCCCGUCAUCUUCCUGAUGACCAAGUCUUAGAACACUUGUGGAUCCAAAAAGAGUGUCGGAUUAGGACUAUUGCUGUAAUUUCACUGCUCGAUUGCGCGUUCUUUUUCUAUCAAAAUUACCCGUGUCGCCUGACACACACCGAAAUGGAAUGCGAGUUGCCUUGCGAAGAAUUGCUUUUCUUCUCCGAGCACCCGUUCACAGAGCCAACCUUUCGCUUUUCACGCGGCCUUACCCUUUCGGAGGCUUUUGAAAAUCUGUUUGACGAAGCACCCGAAUCUAGUCCAAUGGAUCUCACUGCCCUCGACAUGUUUAUCUUGAUUCAUAUUCUGUUCUCAUUUAUUAAUACCCAUAUGAAACUUCUCGGCUCUUUCAUACGCAUAGGCAAGUUCAAGAAUUCCAGGCAAAGUGCCGGAGUAGACACAAAAGACACUACGAUUGCUCAAGAUUCUAUCCUCAUUGCCAUCCGGACUGCUCUAUCCCGCUGGCGUGACUACUGGAUCGCCCUACGCAAUCAAGUCACAAGUGACGAAUGGGCGUCAAUGGGAUUCUAUAAGAAUGGGUAUAAAUUUUGGCUUGUAUCGCAACUGCUUAUCACCAGAAAGAAUGCAGUUGAUGUGGUGAUGCAGAUGGAAGUGCACUGCGAGGAUAAAUUGGAGAAGCUGAAAGUUUUGCUGCUUGAUGACCAGGAAGAUGUAUAA
This is a messenger RNA of Penicillium vulpinum, 2232 nucleotides long. RefSeq lists its product as uncharacterized. Gene Ontology annotation, biological process: regulation of transcription by RNA polymerase II; DNA-templated transcription. The transcript has 7 exons. The record is from RefSeq and is a predicted model, not a curated record. NCBI's taxonomy places the organism in Eukaryota, Fungi, Ascomycota, Eurotiomycetes, Eurotiales, Aspergillaceae. Gene Ontology annotation, cellular component: chromatin. Gene Ontology annotation, molecular function: zinc ion binding; DNA-binding transcription factor activity, RNA polymerase II-specific; RNA polymerase II cis-regulatory region sequence-specific DNA binding. Bases 1 to 2232 code for a protein of 743 amino acids.